This is a messenger RNA of Vidua chalybeata, 3438 nucleotides long. Its product is annotated as transmembrane protease serine 9-like. Gene Ontology annotation, molecular function: serine-type endopeptidase activity. Gene Ontology annotation, biological process: acrosome reaction; proteolysis. The transcript is spliced from 9 exons. The coding region runs from base 1515 to 3227 and encodes 570 amino acids. Lineage: Eukaryota; Metazoa; Chordata; Aves; Passeriformes; Viduidae. The record is from RefSeq and is a predicted model, not a curated record.
GACUGUGAAAAACGCCAAUCACUUGGUUUUUAAAAUUUUUAAAGUUUAAUAAUAAUAAAAUGGUUAUAAAAAUAGUAAUACAAUUAGAGUAAUAAAAAUUUAGAGUUAGGACAAUUAUAAGACAAUAAAAAGCAAAGAAUUACGGAUGUCCGGAUGCUCUUGGGCCCUUAAGCCGGAUAAGCAUGCCAGAUAAGCAUUCCUUUGUGAACAAAGGAAUAACCUUAAAAGCAAUAGCCUGUUGCAUAUUCAUACAUCCAUACAUGAUGCAUAAAUUCCUUGCAAAUUAAGAGCUUUUCUGGUUUUUGUCAACUUCUUCUCCUUAAUCCCGGUGGUUCCAUAAAGAUGGAGAGAAGGUGGAAGAAUGUUUGUCUUUUCCAAUAAGGAGGCUGUAACUCUUUAUGGGCCCCGUCACUGCCAUCUCUGUGCGAAGAAUUUCUUGAUUAUCUCAUCUCUUUCUUGAGCUAGUUAAAAAGUAUCUUACAUAGUAUAGAUUCUAUUUUAACAUUGUGUUAUAACCUAAAAAUACAUUUAACACACUACUUGAGAGAAUUAAUACAGCAUAAUUUUCCAACAUUACACAUAUAAUAUUCAUUGUAACAUUUGCGAAAAGCCAAUCAUAAAAUAUGCAUUUUUCACAAAUGAGAACUACCAAGAUACCAAUGAAAGCAUAAAAGAAGGCAAUGAAUACUCAGCAAAUAACCUGAUAUUUCAAGACAGUCUUGAGUACACUUUGGCUACGCAAUAACCCUUUGUGUAUUUGUUAAAAGUUCAAUAGUUCCUAAUUUUUAAUGAUUCAUUAUACAUAUAUGGAUGGCCACAGAAAACAAAACUACUUUGAAAAACAUCUGACAUAAUUUUAAGUUCCUAAAGACAUUCAGAUAAACACUUACUAGCUAAAAUUAACUAUACAUUUCCAGUAAGAAUAAUAAUUUGCAUUGGAAUACAUGCUGCUGAACAAAGGGCUUAAUGCAGUUUACAAAAAUAGAUAAUUAGGCUAUAUACAGAUUUACACUAUAGGAAAUAAUGUUAAGGAUUUGUUUGGAGUCAACACAAGAAAUUACAAAAGGGAAAGGCUUCAAAAGGCUUCAAAAGGAGAGAGAGUAGGUUUACAUUAGAUAUUAGGAAUAAAUUCUUGACUGUGAGGUUGCUGAGGCACCAUCAUGAUUGCCCAGAGCAGCUGUGGAUGCCCCAUCACUCAAAGUGCUUGAGAACAAGUUUGAGCCAGGCUCUUAGCAGCAAAAUCUAGUGCAAGUAAUCUCUCUCUCCCAAUGGCAGGGGAUCUCCAAGGUCCCUUCGACCCCAAACCAUUCUGUGGUUCCUUGAUUCAAUGUUGUUCCUCCCUCCAUUACCCCUGAGCAACAAAUCCCCAGAGAGCCCAGAACAUGGAACUCACUCUUCCGUGACAUCAGCCCCAGGACACCACAGGCAGCGUGGCCGCUGCAGGCACUGCGGCUGUGGCUGUGCUGCUGCACGGAGCUCUCAGUGCUUGCAGCUGACACGUGCCUCUGGCAGCCAUGAAUUGGCUCAGCCUCCUUGGCCUGCUGACCGUGUCUGGGCUGGCACAGAGCAUACAGACCACCUGCGGAUGGACUUGCGGCCUCCGACCCAUGGUGUCUGACUCCAUACCUCCUGAUGAUGGCAUGACACGCAUCGUGGGUGGCACAGGUGCCGAGCCUGGGGCCUGGCCCUGGAUGGUCAGCAUCCAGCACCCCUGGUUACCAGGUGCAAAGCAUUGGUGUGGAGGGUCCCUCAUCACUGCAGAGUGGGUCCUCACAGCAGCCCACUGCUUUGACAACAUCAAGAAAAUUGGCAUCCUGAACGUGGUGAUUGGGGCCGCCCAGUUGACUCAGCCAGGCCCUGGGGCAGAAGUGCGCAAGAUUAAGAGGCUACUUCGUCAUGAAAACUAUAAGAGAAGUGAUAUAAGUAAUGAUAUUGCCUUGCUGGAACUGAAUGAGCCUGUCCAGUGUAGCUCUUAUAUCCAGUUGGCCUGUGUGGCUGACCCCACCCUAAGAGUCUCAGAGCUCAUCAACUGCUGGAUUGCUGGCUGGGGUUCAACCACAGAAGGAGAUGAAGACUCAAGUGAUCACCUCCAGGAGGCCAAGGUCCAGCUCAUCGAUGUCCAGCUCUGCAACAGCAGUGGCUGGUACUCAGGGAAAAUCCACACCCACAACUUGUGUGCUGGUUACCUGCUUUGCCCGGCCACUCAGUCACCCUCCCAGCCCCACCUUCCCACCACUCUGGGGGCUUCCCACACACACACCCCAUCCAAAUCCUGCUUGCCCAAUGCCCCUCUUUUGCCAAAGGCCCAGAAAGCCCAACACGUGCCUCUGGCAGCCAUGAAUUGGCUCGGCCUCCUCGUCCUGCUGACUGUGGCCAGGCUGGUGCACGGGACAUGGGACAACUGUGGAGGGAUAUGUGGGCUCCGACCCAUGGUGUAUGAGUAUGAGUACAUGGAUCAUGACAAUGGCACGACACGUGUUGUCGGUGGUGCAGAUGCCAAACCAGGGGCCUGGCCCUGGAUCAUCAGCCUUAAGCAUCCUGCAAUACCAGGCACAAGACACCUGUGUGGAGGGUCUCUCAUCACUGCAGAGUGGGUCCUCACAGCAGCCCAUUGCUUUGACAAGAUCAGGAAAAUUGCCAUGGUUUAUCUGGUGAUUGGGGCCACCCAGUUGACUAAGCCAGGACGUGGAGCACAACUGCGACGGAUUAAGAAGUUAGUGCGUCAUGAACACUAUAAUCCAAGUGACAAAAGUAAUGACAUUGCCUUGCUGCAGCUGAGCAAGCCUGUUGACUGCAACCCCUAUGUUCAGCUGGCCUGUGUGGCUGACCCCGCCCUAAGCCUGUCAGAGGUGCAGAACUGCUGGGUGGCUGGCUGGGGUUCCACCACUGCAAGAGCUCAAAAGUCAAGUGAUGUCCUACAGGAGGCCAUGGUCCAGCUCAUCGAUGUCCAGCUCUGCAACAGCAGUGGCUGGUACUCAGGGAAAAUUCACACCCACAACUUGUGUGCUGGUUACCCUCAGGGCAACAUUGACACCUGCCAGGGGGACAGUGGUGGUCCUCUCAUGUGCCAAGAGGAAAACAGUGACUUCUUCUGGAUUGUUGGAGUAACCAGCUGGGGAAGAGGCUGCGCCAGAGCAAAGCGGCCUGGAAUCUACACCUCCACUCAGUACUUCUAUGACUGGAUUCUGGCCCACAUCGGCCUGGAGACAAUUGAAAAUGUUUCUUGAGCACCAGGAUGGGCAGCAUCAAGGGUGUACUGCAGUGCACAGCAAGUGUAUCCUGCUGGGGCAAUGCCUGUUGAUCCAAAGGCAGCCUCAGGGUCAAAACCCUGCUCUAUCCUGACCACACUCCUCUCCUCUGUGCACACAGACACUGGAAUUGAUUUAGUUGUUGAAAUAAAGUUACCUUUGUUCCCAGGGAACUAUCUUUUCAGUGCAA